This is a messenger RNA of Entamoeba invadens IP1, 1524 nucleotides long. RefSeq lists its product as hypothetical. The record is from RefSeq and is a predicted model, not a curated record. The transcript has a single exon. Lineage: Eukaryota; Evosea; Mastigamoebida; Endamoebidae. Bases 1 to 1524 code for a protein of 507 amino acids.
AUGAACUGCAAAUAUAAAAUGAGCAAAUUGUCGACGCUGGCUUAUUUCCAAGUCUAUAACUAUGUCCCUCUACGUUUUUUGUACUCGCUUCUCUUUGUCAAUAAGAAGAAUAGAAAUCUUAUUUCAAUGUUGACUGAAACAAUUUGCGAGGAGAGUUAUUUACCACACAUCGCCCACACACCAUUUCUGAACACAUUAACGAUACAAACCAAAAACCCUUCUUUGGGCGUGAAAGACCUUUCAGUGGUCAAAACGUUAUCAAAACUCCAAAGAAUUUCCAUCGACGCAGAUAUCACAGUCGACCAAUUGACACAGAUUUUGGCACCAAAGUUGACUUCACUUUCGGUGUCGUUUUGUGAGAGUGGGGAGGAGGCGAACACUAAGUUCAUUGACACAAUAUCCGGACAGACUACACUUCAGCAAUUAUCUAUUGCAAAGGAUUUUUCAAAACACAACAGAUUUUCGCUUACAAAGGAAGUUGCGAGUUUGUCGAAUCUCCAAAACCUGACUUCACUGAAGGUUUUCUGCUUUUGUAGCAGCUUCACAACAAUUACAACCCUCGUCGCGCUCAACGUCUUUGUUGCAGACUCCACGUACUUCAACCAGCAUAUUGGCGAGUUUUUGGCGUGUCGCCGGCUCCGGAGUUUGACUUUACGAAAUUACUUCACUCGGUUUUCACAGAUUGAGAACGUGACAAAGCUGACCCAUUUGACUUCGAUGGACAUUACUGAAAGCGAGGUUGGCAGUGAUCCCCUUAUCUCGUCUCUCACAACGAUGUCCAACUUAAAAUGUUUGCACGCCACGCUCACUGCAGAUGCUCAAGACCUGCCGUCAUUUUCGCAGACGCCAGAUUACUUCCAUUUCUUAGGCGACGUGUUUGUUGAACGAGGUUUGGACACAACCAUGCAUAUUCCUCAAGGUUUGCGGUUAAAAGCUUUAAACAUAUGCAACGAGUACGACGGUGAUUUCACGGACAUAGCAAAACUCUUUACACUUGGGUUCGAAUGUUUGCGUGUGUUGUCCCCCACAGUGAACAUUGGCAAGGUGAGGACGUUAGGGAGGGAGGUGAUUAAGGACUUUGUAUUGAAGGAUGUCCAACACAUCGAAGCACCCAACGAGUUCACUCGAUUCAUUUCCCUCUCGAGUAUCGACAUCGUCAAUUCCGUGGUUCCAACAGAGGUGUUUCAAGUCCAACAUUUAAAGCGGUUAAUGCUUGCAAUGGUCAAACAAAUCGACUUACAACCGGUGAGCCAACUUGUGUCUUUAGAGUCGCUUGUUUUGAAAGACAUUCCAACGUGUAUCAACAUUGGUAGUGUGACGACAAUACCACAUCUCUUUAAUCUAACGUUGGUUAACAUCAGUGGCGAUCUAAAACCACUCACCUUAUUACAAAAGGGAGCACGGCUCAUAACAUCCAAGAACCUUAUUGAUGAUGCUCUCACGAAUUCCCUUGAGUUAAAAGGAGUUGUAAUGGAGCAGUUUAACGAAAUCGUCGAGGACGACAUCUCUGACGAGGUAAAUUGA